Mustela lutreola (European mink) is the source of this 1644-nucleotide messenger RNA. RefSeq names its product peroxisomal biogenesis factor 3 (gene PEX3). The transcript has 12 exons. The record is from RefSeq and is a predicted model, not a curated record. Gene Ontology annotation, cellular component: peroxisomal membrane. Gene Ontology annotation, molecular function: protein-macromolecule adaptor activity. NCBI's taxonomy places the organism in Eukaryota, Metazoa, Chordata, Mammalia, Carnivora, Mustelidae. Bases 252 to 1373 code for a protein of 373 amino acids. Gene Ontology annotation, biological process: protein import into peroxisome membrane.
GUGAGCGGGGACCGCGGCGCGGCGGCAGCGCCAGAAAGCGCCGCUGCUCAGCUGUAGUCCACGCCCCCUUCCCGCCCCGGUGACAGUCUCUGCGGAAAGUCGCGUUCGUGAUUGCUGGAGAGCACCCAGCGGGACGACGACGGCGGUCUUGCCCGGUGGUUCGGGCCGAGCGACCAGGAAGCGGUUUCCCGGCGAACUGCCCACCCCUCCCCCCGCGCCCCUAGGGCAGCCCGUACCUGUAGAGCCUGAAGAUGCUGAGGUCUAUGUGGAAUUUUCUAAAACGUCAUAAAAAGAAAUGCAUCUUCCUGGGCACGGUGCUCGGAGGAGUAUAUAUCCUGGGAAAAUAUGGACAAAAGAAAAUCAGAGAAAUACAAGAAAGAGAAGCUGCAGAGUACAUUGCUCAAGCAAGACGACAGUAUCAUUUUGAAAGUAACCAGAGGACUUGCAAUAUGACAGUGUUGUCCAUGCUUCCAACACUGAGAGAGGCCUUGAUGCAACAACUCAAUUCUGAGAGCCUAACCGCUCUGCUAAAAAACAGGCCUUCAAACAAAUUAGAAAUAUGGGAGGAUCUAAAGAUAAUAAGUUUCACAAGAAGUAUCGUAGCAGUAUACAGUACUUGUAUGCUGGUGGUUCUUUUGCGAGUCCAGUUAAACAUAAUUGGUGGAUAUAUUUACCUGGAUAAUGCAGCAGUUGGCAAAAAUGGCACUACAGUUCUUGCUCCCCCAGAUGUCCAACAGCAAUAUUUGUCAAGUAUUCAACACCUCCUUGGAGAUGGCCUGACAGAAUUGAUCACAGUCAUUAAACAAGCUGUGCAGAAGAUUUUAGGAAGCGUUUCUCUUAAACAUUCUUUGUCUCUUUUGGACUUGGAACAAAAACUAAAAGAAAUCAGAAAUCUAGUUGAACAGCAUAAAUCUUCUUCUUGGAUUAAUAAAGAUGGAUCCAAAUCUUUAUUAUGCCAUUAUAUGAUGCCAGAUGAAGAAACUCCAUUAGCAGUUCAGGCCUGCGGGCUUUCUCCUAGAGAUGUUACCACUAUUAAACUACUCAAUGAAACUAGAGACAUGUUGGAAAGUCCAGAUUUUAGUACAGUUUUGAAUACGUGUUUAAACCGAGGUUUUAGCAGACUGCUAGACAAUAUGGCUGAGUUCUUUCGACCUACUGAACAGGACCUUCAACAUAGCAACUCCAUGAGUAGUCUUUCCAGUGUCAGCUUGCCACUAGCUAAAAUAAUUCCAAUAGUAAAUGGACAGAUCCAUUCAGUUUGCAGUGAAACACCUAGUCAUUUUGUUCAGGAUCUAUUGAUGAUGGAGCAAGUGAAAGAUUUUGCUGCUAAUGUGUAUGAAGCUUUUAGUACUCCCCAGCAACUGGAGAAGUGAUUUCUUUUGCUUCCAGAAAAACUACAAUGGAAUUCAUUUACUUUUAAAAAUACACUGAAUAAAUCAACUACAUAUAGGGUAAUGAUUUGUUACCAAAAUGCCUAAUAAAAAUAUAUUCUUAAUCAAAGUCUUCAUUUCAUAAUAAAAUAGUUUUAUUUGGCAUCUUAAUAUAUUUUUUUAAAGUCAGGUCACCAACAGACUAGUUUUUGUGGGUAUAUCUGAGUGUACACAGUGCAAAUAUUUGUUACACCGUGGCUAUUAAUUCCAAACU